This is a messenger RNA of Procambarus clarkii (red swamp crayfish), 2052 nucleotides long. Lineage: Eukaryota; Metazoa; Arthropoda; Malacostraca; Decapoda; Cambaridae. The record is from RefSeq and is a predicted model, not a curated record.
AUGGCAUUUUUCAAAUUUGAUGUGUUAACUAUUAUUAAGAUUCCGAACAACUCGGUUCUGUUCAGUUCUCGACUCAACUCUGUUCAAAUCUCUGAAGGCAGUUCUAAUAUGUCCAGCCUUCAAUAUGCAGCUGAUAUUCUUUUGAGGUGGGAUUCUGGUGACAGCACGCCCCCUGCGACGGAACCCACCAGCACGCCCCCUGCGACGGAACCCACCAGGUCGCCCCCCGCGACGGAACCGGCCAGCACGCCCCCCGCGACGGAACCCGCCAGCACGCCCCCCGCGACGGAACCCGCCAGCACCCCCCCUGCGACGGAACCCGCCAACACGCCCCCCCUGCGACGGAACCCGCCAGCACGCCCCCCGCGACGGAACCCACCAGCACGCCCCCCGCGACGGAACCCACCAGCACGCCCCCCGCGACGGAACCCGCCAGCACGCCCCCCGCGACGGAACCCGCCAGCACGCCCCCCGCGACGGAACCCGCCAGCACGCCCCCUGCGACGGAACCCGCCAACACGCCCCCCCCCUGCGACGGAACCCGCCAGCACGCCCCCUGCGACGGAACCCGCCAGCACGCCCCCUGCGACGGAACCCGCCAGCACGCCCCCCGCGACGGAACCCGCCAGCACGCCCCCCGCGACGGAACCCGCCAGCACGCCCCCCGCGACGGAACCCGCCAGCACGCCCCCCGCGACGGAACCCACCAGCACGCCCCCUGCGACGGAACCCGCCAGCACGCCCCCCGCGACGGAACCCGCCAGCACGCCCCCCCGCGACGGAACCCGCCAGCACGCCCCCCGCGACGGAACCCGCCAGCACGCCCCCCGCGACGGAACCCGCCAGCACGCCCCCCGCGACGGAACCGGCCAGCACGCCCCCCGCGACGGAACCCACCAGCACGCCCCCCGCGACGGAACCGGCCAGCACGCCCCCCGCGACGGAACCCGCCAGCACGCCCCCCGCGACGGAACCCGCCAGCACGCCCCCUGCGACGGAACCCGCCAGCACGCCCCCUGCGACGGAACCCACCAGCACGCCCCCCGCGACGGAACCGGCCAGCACGCCCCCCGCGACGGAACCCGCCAGCACGCCCCCCGCGACGGAACCCACCAGCACGCCCCCCGCGACGGAACCCACCAGCACGCCCCCCGCGACGGAACCCACCAGCACGCCCCCCGCGACGGAACCCACCAGCACGCCCCCCGCGACGGAACCCGCCAGCACGCCCCCCGCGACGGAACCCGCCAGCCCCCCGCGACGGAACCCGCCAACACGCGACGGAACCCGCCAACACGCCCCCCCCCCCCGCGACGGAACCCGCCAGCACGCCCCCCGCGACGGAACCCGCCAGCACGCCCCCCGCGACGGAACCCGCCAGCACGCCCCCCGCGACGGAACCCGCCAGCACGCCCCCCGCGACGGAACCCGCCAGCACGCCCCCCGCGACGGAACCCGCCAACACGCCCCCCGCGACGGAACCCGCCAACACGCCCCCCCCCCGUGACGGAACCCGCCAGCACGCCCCCCGCGACGGAACCCGCCAGCUCGCCCCCCGCGACGGAACCCGCCAGCACGCCCCCCGCGACGGAACCCGCCAGCACGCCCCCCGCGACGGAACCCGCCAGCACGCCCCCCGCGACGGAACCCGCCAGCACGCCCCCCGCGACGGAACCCGCCAGCACGCCCCCCGCGACGGAACCCGCCAGCACGCCCCCUGCGACGGAACCCGCCAGCACGCCCCCUACGACGGAACCCGCCAGCACGCCCCCUGCGACGGAACCCGCCAGCACGCCCCCUGCGACGGAACCCGCCAGCACGCCCCCCGCCACGGAACCCGCCAACACGCCCCCCUGCGACGGAACCCGCCAGCACGCCCCCUGCGACGGAACCCGCCAGCACGCCCCCCGCCACGGAACCCGCCAACACGCCCCCUGCGACGGAACCCGCCAGCACGCCCCCCGCCACGGAACCCGCCAACACGCCCCCCACGCUCCAACUCACCAGCAGAGUAUGCCGGGCUGGAACACAAACAAUCCCGGCGAUAACUGA